This is a messenger RNA of Venustampulla echinocandica, 375 nucleotides long. RefSeq lists its product as uncharacterized. The record is from RefSeq and is a predicted model, not a curated record. The transcript has a single exon. Lineage: Eukaryota; Fungi; Ascomycota; Leotiomycetes; Helotiales; Pleuroascaceae. Bases 1 to 375 code for a protein of 124 amino acids.
AUGUUUUUUUGUAUCUCCCUUCCCGUCCCCGUUCCCGAUCCCCAAAAAGCCAACACAACAACCCUACUAUUCGCUUCAACACCCGUAAUCCUCACCCGUCUUCCCCGUAUCUGGGCUUUCGGGAUUCAACACCCUCCAACUCUGCACACCGGUCUGAACCUCCACACACCCAUCCGUCCAGUCAAACACCUCAAUCAGUUUCGUAUGACAGCAUUUGCUGUCGCUGUACGUCGCGAGGAUAAGCUUAUUGUCUGCGUCAUUGGACCAGCUAUUGAUCAUCCCGCUGAAAGUUCCGGCGCGCGCGGUGCUGCAGCCUUGGGCGACGGUGGGGAUGAAUGCGCUUGCGCUGCCGGUGCAUUGUUUGCUGGUAUAUAG